UGAAUGUACGGCUUUCGGCGGCCGAGGGGGGACGGGCGGCGGAGAAGGCAGAGGGCGGCGGAGGAGGAGCCCCCAGCAGCGAGCGGCGAGCGACUGACCGCGGCCUUCUGACCAGGACCGGAGCAGGGCCCCGAGCCCCCGGCCUGGGGAGACGCGCUUCUCCCCACCUCUGUGCCGCAGCAGCUCCGGCCCGCGGACCCGACGGCGGUGAGGAGAAGAUGGCAAGCCCCGAGGACGACCUGAUUGGAAUUCCCUUCCCAGACCACAGCAGUGAGCUCCUGAGCUGCCUCAAUGAGCAGCGCCAGCUGGGCCACCUUUGCGACCUCACCAUCCGGACGCAGGGCCUCGAGUACCGCACACACAGGGCUGUGCUGGCCGCCUGCAGCCACUACUUCAAGAAGCUCUUCACCGAGGGUGGGGGCGGGGCCGUGGGAGCAGGGGGCGGGGGCACAGCUGCGGGGGGAGCCAGGGCCGGCGUGUGUGAGCUGGACUUCGUAGGGCCAGAGGCUCUGGGGGCCCUGCUUGAAUUUGCCUACACGGCCACGCUGACCACCAGCAGCGCCAACAUGCCCGCUGUGCUGCAGGCCGCCCGGCUGCUGGAGAUCCCCUGUGUCAUCGCCGCCUGCAUGGAGAUUCUGCAGGGCAGCGGGCUGGAAGCUCCCAGCCCGGAUGAGGACGACUGUGAGCGAGCCCGGCAGUACCUGGAGGCCUUUGCCACCGCCACGGCCUCGGGAGUCCCCAAUGGCGAAGAUGGCCCUCUGCAGGCGCCCCUCGUGUCACCACCCCUGCCACCGCCUCGGCCUGUGGCCCGUCGCAGCCGCAAGCCCCGAAAAGCUUUCCUGCAGACCAAGGGGGCCCGGGCGAACCACCUGGCACCCGAGGUGCCAGCUGCAGUGCCCACCCAUCCACUGACCUACGAGGAGGAAGGAGUGGGCAGAGUGGGCAGCAGCUACAGCCCCCCCCCAGGGACUGCCUCGCCUCCUGAGGGGCCCCUGAGCUACGAGGGCUAUGAGGCUGAAGAGGAGGAGGAGGAGCUGGCUUAUCCCCCAGCCUACGGGCUGGCCCAGGGCGGUGGGGCCCCACUGUCACCCGAGGAGCUGGGCUCCGAUGAGGACGCCAUCGACCCUGACCUCAUGGCCUACCUGAGUUCCCUGCACCAGGAUGCCCUGGCACCAGGCCUGGAUGGCCCAGACAAGCUGGUUCGGAAGCGCCGCUCCCAGAUGCCCCAGGAGUGUCCAGUCUGCCACAAGAUCAUCCAUGGAGCAGGCAAACUGCCACGCCACAUGAGGACCCACACGGGUGAGAAGCCCUUCGUCUGUGACGUCUGUGGCGUCCGCUUCACCAGGAACGACAAGCUGAAGAUCCACAUGCGCAAGCACACGGGAGAGCGGCCCUAUUCCUGCCCGCAUUGCCCAGCCCGCUUCCUGCACAGCUACGACCUCAAGAACCACAUGCACCUGCACACGGGGGACCGGCCCUAUGAGUGCCACCUGUGCCACAAGGCUUUCGCCAAGGAGGACCACCUGCAGCGCCACCUCAAAGGCCAGAACUGUCUGGAGGUGCGCACCCGCAGGCGCCGCAAGGACGACGGGCCACCGCACCAGCCCUCGCCCUCCCCCGCCGGCCUCGACCUCUCCAACGGCCACCUGGACACCUUCCGCCUCUCGCUGGCUCGAUUCUGGGAGCAGUCGGCCCCCUCGGGGCCCGCGGUGUCCACCCCGGGGCCCCCGGAUGAUGAGGAGGAGGAGGGGGCGCCCACCACACCCCAGGCCGAAGCUGCCGUGGAGUCCUCUUAGAGAGGCCCGCGUGGCUGGGCCGGAGCAGGGAGGGGGCCGCCACGCCGAGCAGUGGGCGCGGAAGAAGACUUGCAGCCCCUUGGCCCAGCCUCGUUCCGGCUCGCAGCUGAGGGGGUUUGGGGCCAGGGGCUUCCCGCAUUGGGGCGCUUCGCCCCCACGAGUGAUACAUGCUAUAUUAUGUAUACAUUUACAGCUCUGUUGUAAAGCUGGGCCCGUCCCCAGCUGCUCCUGGGGAGCAGAAGCAACGAUGAAUUUCUGGUCUGUGGGCCCACUUCGGCUAUGCGGGUUUCUGGGCACGGGACUUGGGACCAAAGCCUUCCCCUGCUCCCGUGCCUCGUGGGGGCUUCGGCUGUGGAGGGGCGGAGGACUGCCUCUCCCUUCCGAGACCCCUCCUUCCUGGUUUCUGUUCCCUUUUCCCAGCGGCGAAUUAUGCAAAGGGGGUGGCGGGGCGAGGGAAGGGAAGGGUAGGUGGGCAGAGCUAGGUGGACGCCUGCAGGCCGGGAGGGGCGGCUGCGCCCUAAGGAAGCAGCCAGGGUCCCCUCCGCCCUGCCCCGCCCUGCCCUGUCGCUGAGUCACGGGGUCCUGGGGGGCGGCGGCCUGUUCUGCUCACCGCCCCUGGGGGCUCCGCCCGUCCUCCCUGUGUCCUGUCCCCGGCAGGGAAUGUCUUGUUCCCGCCGCUCCCUCCUGGGGCCAGAGGGCAGGGCGGGCCGUGCGACUCUGCUCCCCGCCUCCCGCCCAGGUGCGAGCCAGCCGGCACCGUGGCCGCCCCUGACUCACGCCGCCCGGGGCUGGCGGGGUGGGACCGGGCGAGGGGUUGGGGAGCCCGGCGCCGCCUGGCGGCCGACCCUGCGCGCCUGCGAGCGAGCGAGCGCCCCCCGCGGGCGGCGGCUGUCCUUGCACCCGAGACCCCCGAGCCCGCCGGCGGGGCGGAGAACGCGCUCACCUCCCGAAGAGAAGGGUUGAAUCCACCCCAUCUGUACAUAGCCCCUUCUGUUUGUCUUGUUGAAAUCUAGUUUCAGAUUUUUAACUCCCCCAUUCUGCUGGGGUGGGGGGGCCCGACCCCGUCCUCGCUGGGUGCUGGACCCCCGUUGCGGCCUGGGCUCCGCCUUGCACUAUUUUCCCUCCUUGGCCUGGAGGCCCCUCCUCCUCCUCAAACGGGGCAGGUCCAGGGGCCGGUGCUCUCCCCCCUUCCCUGCACCCCAUGCCCAUUUGCACAGCUGCCCAGGUACCCCCAACCGUGGGGAGGGGUCACAGGGAGGGGUUAGUGGAACCAGUCCCGGUAUCUAUUUAAAAAGUGAUGAUGUAAUAUAUUGGGGCGGGAGGGGAGUUCAGGUGCCCUGGGCCUCACUUGAGCAUUUGGGUGACGAGGGAGCCCAGGGCCGGGAGACCUGGGGCCUGGCCCCAGAGAGUGGCCAGCGUGGCCUCCCUUCUCCCUACUCGGGCUUUCCCAGUCAGUGCCUUAGGAGGAGGCGUCCCCCUCCUGUUCUCUUCCCCUAGCCUUGCCCCCCACCUCGGGUGUAAACGACAGGAAGAAAUAAUAAUUUAAGAUUCA
This is a messenger RNA of Heterocephalus glaber (naked mole-rat), 3348 nucleotides long. It is a transcript of the gene Zbtb7b, whose product is annotated as zinc finger and BTB domain containing 7B. Gene Ontology annotation, biological process: positive regulation of gene expression; regulation of transcription by RNA polymerase II. Gene Ontology annotation, molecular function: RNA polymerase II cis-regulatory region sequence-specific DNA binding; DNA-binding transcription factor activity, RNA polymerase II-specific; protein binding. NCBI's taxonomy places the organism in Eukaryota, Metazoa, Chordata, Mammalia, Rodentia, Bathyergidae. The record is from RefSeq and is a predicted model, not a curated record.